AUGCGCUGCUUUACGGGUUUAACCUUUGGACUUUUGGCAGCUAUUGCCAGCGCUGCUCCAAACAAGCCAGUGGAGCCACGGCAAACAACAGACCGCUAUGUCUUUGCGCAUUUCAUGAUGGGCAUCGUUGGCAAUCGACAAAGCGCGGAUGCAUAUGAUGCCGAUUUCUCUCUUGGUAAAGCAGCAGGUAUCGACGCCUUUGCCCUUAACAUGGGACCCGAUGUUACAAACGAGCAACUCAACUUCGCAUACGAGAGCGCGAACCGCAUCGGUAUCAAGGUCUUCAUCUCGUUCGAUUUCAAUGGUGGUCUGUUCUCUGUCAACGACCCAGCAGCCGUUGGCCAACGUAUUGCUGCGUUCAAGGACAAACCGGCUCAACUUAGAGUGGACCAGAAGCCAUUUGUUUCAACCUUCGCUGGCCCUGGUCUGAACGUUGCUGCUGUCGAGGCGGCCGCAGGUGCCGAUAUAUUCUUUCUUCCCAACUGGUACCCGGGUAAUGAUCAGACCGGCGCCGAUGGUUUCUUCAAUUGGAUGGGUUGGUACAGCGACAAUAACAACAACCCCGGCACAAUCCCGCCGAGCAACGGUGAUACAGCCUACAUAAACUGGGUUGGAUCUAAGAAUCGCUACAUGGCUCCUGUGUCUCCCUGGUUUUCUACGCACUACGGCGCCUGGGUGCCAUAUGUCAAGAAUUGGGUUUUCCAAAGCAACGACCUGUGGUUCACGCGUUGGAACGAAAUCCUGACGCUAGGCCCUCGAUUCAUCGAGAUUGUCACCUGGAACGAUUAUGGAGAGUCCGCAUACGUGGGUCCACUCUCGGGUCAACAUUAUGACGAUGGGCAUAGUAAGUGGGUCAACGACAUGCCUCACGGCGGAUGGCUCGAUAUGGCCAAACCUUACAUUACCGCGUAUAAGUCAGGAAGUACUGCCCCAGCCAUUACAGAGGAUAAACUGGUCUACUGGUAUCGUCCCACGCCCAAGGGAAUCACUUGCAGCGGCGAUGCCCUUGGCAAGCCUAACGGCUGGGACCUGAUGACCGACGAAGUUUUCGUCGUUGCGCUUCUCAAGACAGCUGGAACUGUGGUUGCAUCUUCCGGUUCUAACAGUAGGACGUUCGAAGCACCUGCAGGCGCCAGUCUACACAAACUGCCCAUGGGCGUCGGAGCUCAGAAGUUUACGCUUCGACGUGGCGAUAGUGAGAUCAUGUCAGCUACCUCUCUUCGCGACAUCGUCAACACUUGCCCUUGUGGCAUUUACAAUUUCAACGCCUAUGUUGGCACGGUUCCAGCAGCGGCACCUGAUGUGCUCGUUGACAACGCGGCUAUCACAUCGAGUGUUCCUCAAGGCUAUGUAUGUGAGCCAACGCCAUCACUUCCUAUUCGCGCAGCAGCAGCUAGAGUCACCGGUGCUGCAUAG
Plenodomus lingam JN3 is the source of this 1416-nucleotide messenger RNA. RefSeq lists its product as uncharacterized. Gene Ontology annotation, molecular function: glucan endo-1,3-alpha-glucosidase activity. NCBI's taxonomy places the organism in Eukaryota, Fungi, Ascomycota, Dothideomycetes, Pleosporales, Leptosphaeriaceae. The record is from RefSeq and is a predicted model, not a curated record.